Molecule: messenger RNA, 2631 nt
Organism: Musa acuminata AAA Group (dessert banana)
Lineage: Eukaryota; Viridiplantae; Streptophyta; Magnoliopsida; Zingiberales; Musaceae
Product: cationic amino acid transporter 1-like
Exons: 3
Coding region: 7-1854 (615 amino acids)
Biological process (GO): transmembrane transport; amino acid transport
Cellular component (GO): plasma membrane
Molecular function (GO): L-lysine transmembrane transporter activity; L-glutamate transmembrane transporter activity
Source: RefSeq, a predicted model, not a curated record
GUGGGCAUGGGGACCAUCAGCGAAGGCAGUGGCGGAGGGAAGCCGCAGAGAAGAACUUGUUCUUGCACCAAGCAGGACUUCCUUCCCGAGGAGUCGUUCCAGAGCUGGGCUAACUACGGCAAGGCGCUUAAGGAGACGGGAAUGCGACUCAAGGAUCGCGUCAUGUCGCGGUCCCUCGACAAGUCGGAGCUCACCGAGAUCAGGGCACGGAGUGGGCACGAAAUGAAGAAGAACCUCACAUGGUGGGACCUCAUCUGGUUCGGCAUCGGCGCCGUCAUCGGCGCCGGCAUCUUCGUCCUCACUGGCCAGGAGGCGCGUGACGAUGCUGGCCCUGCUGUCAUCCUUUCCUACGUCGUCUCCGGCGUCUCUGCCAUGCUCUCUGUUUUCUGCUACACCGAGUUCGCUGUGGAGAUUCCAGUUGCAGGUGGUUCCUUUGCCUAUCUUCGUGUCGAGCUCGGCGAUUUCAUGGCCUUCAUCGCUGCCGGCAACAUCCUCCUCGAGUACGUGAUCGGUGGUGCCGCCGUCUCCCGCUCAUGGACGUCGUACUUCGCCACCCUCCUUAACCACCACCCGAACGAUUUCCGCAUCCACGCUACCUCCCUUGAUCCCGACUACAGCCACCUCGAUCCCAUCGCUGUCGUCGUCAUCACCUUAGUCUGCGUCGCCGCUGUCCUCUCCACCAAGGCGACCUCUCGCUUCAAUUACGUAGCCUCCAUCAUCCACCUCGCCAUCAUCAUAUUCAUCAUCAUCGCCGGCCUCACCCACGCCAAUACCAAAAAUCUCUCCGAAUUCGCUCCCUUCGGUGUUCGCGGACUCUUUUCUGCCUCCGCUGUGCUGUUCUUCGCCUAUGUCGGCUUCGAUGCAGUGUCUACGAUGGCCGAGGAGACCAGAAACCCGGCGAAGGACAUCCCGCUGGGCCUCGUCGGUGCGAUGACCGUCACGACCGUCUGCUACUGCCUACUGGCGCUCACUCUCUGCCUCAUGCAGCCUUAUGCGCAGAUCGACCCCGAUGCGCCCUUCUCGGUGGCCUUUGAGGCCAUCGGCAUGGAGUGGGCAAAGUACAUCGUGGCCUUCGGCGCCCUCAAAGGCAUGACGACGGUGCUCCUCGUGUCGGCCGUCGGGCAGGCCCGCUACCUCACCCACAUCGCCCGCACCCACAUGGUUCCUCCAUGGUUCGCCGAGGUCCACCCCACCACCGGCACCCCCAUCAACGCCACCGUGGUUAUGCUCGUGGCCACUGCGAUCAUCGCCUUCUUCACCAACCUCAACAUACUCUCCAACCUCCUCUCCAUCUCGACACUCUUCAUCUUCAUGCUGGUUGCGGUGGCCCUCCUCGUCCGACGUUAUUACGUCAAUGGCGAGACGACCGACACCAACCGAAACAAGCUCCUAGGCGCCAUCGUGCUGAUCCUGGCAUCUUCCAUCGCGACCGCUGCGUACUGGGCGGCAGGCGGGGAAGGGUGGGUCGGUUACGUGGUGACGGUGGUGGUAUGGUUCGGGGCGACAGGGUUCUUGUGGUGGGCGGUGCCGCAGGCGAGGGCGCCGCAGACGUGGGGAGUGCCGCUGGUGCCGUGGCUGCCGUCGGCGUCCAUUGCCAUCAACAUAUUCCUGCUCGGUUCAAUCGACGGGCCUUCGUUCGUGAGGUUCGGCGUAUGGACCGUACUGCUGCUCAUCUACUACUUCUUCUUCGGGCUCCAUGCGUCCUACGAUACGGCCAAGGCUUCAACUGCAUCACAGCCAUAUAAUAAAGGUAAUAGCAGCAUUUUUUGCAUGUUACACAAAAUACAGAUGACCAAUUCCAGGAAAAUAUUAAGCAACACUAAGUUCCACAGCUACCUGAUCAUGUUUCAAUGAGAAUCAUUGUGUGAAUAAUGCAUUCAAAUUGGUUUCCAUCAAAUGGACAAGACCUUGUCUCAGAUAUUUUACUAACAUGAAUAUGCAACACUAAGUUCAAACAUUUCUUUGAUAAGAUACCUUGGUUUUUUAUAUUAUUUCACUUCUCAAGCAAACCAAAUAAAAGAAGAAACCAUUAUGAUUACAAUGUUGCAAGCCAAUGAAAAGAUUUUUUGGUCUUAAGACUUCUCACCAUGCUUGGUACAAGAGGUUUUCUAAUAUUCCCACCACCUAGCCAAUUCAGGUCUGUUAAGCUUGCUCCUUUUAUGACCUGGGUAAUCAGAGAUUUGAGUUCUGGAAAUCGCCUGUUCGGCUGGAAAGGUAUUGCUACAUAUAUUAACCCUUCUGUAUCUUUUCAAAUAUCCAAAUGUAUUUUAAAAUGAGAAGAGGGUUAUUUGGUCUGUUUUUCUCACUAAUCCUGUAUCUCAUCUUUGUUUUUUUUUUCCACAUUUAUUUUUGAAUUAUUUAUCCAACAAAUAGCAUAGACAAGUUUAAGUGAUUUAACUGAAUGUCAUAAUGUCUCAAAAGGCAACCCAAAAGCAUGACGUUCUCACCAAUAUAGGAUCCAGAAAGUGUCAAUAUGCAGCCUUGUUUUCACGAUUCAAGCCAUUAGCAGAUUGCAAAGAGCAACCACACUGUGGUGCCAAGGCUCGCGAUUGCCUUCUUCAUGCAAUAUUCAAACCUCCAUCCACCUUGAAUGAUGAAUCCAAUUUAAAUGCAUGCAUCGUAUGUACAUCU